Eruca vesicaria subsp. sativa (arugula) is the source of this 1374-nucleotide messenger RNA. The record is from the annotation of a GenBank genome assembly. Lineage: Eukaryota; Viridiplantae; Streptophyta; Magnoliopsida; Brassicales; Brassicaceae.
AUGUGUCCAUUGCAUUGUGUCUUUGCACUCUUUUCGCGUUUGUUUUGGCUGAUAGCCGAUCUCGUUACAGAUUUGCCUGGUCAAUCUGGUGUGAGCUUCAGACAUUACGCCGGCUAUGUCCCGGUUGAUAAAAAACAUGGAAGGGUUAUGUUUUAUUGGUUUUUCGAGGCUAUGAGGCUCCCAAACCAGAAGCCUUUAGUACUGUGGCUUAAUGGAGGGCCUGGAUGUUCUUCUGUGGGAUACGGAGCAACACAAGAGAUUGGUCCAUUUCUUGUGGACAACAAAGGAAACAGUCUUCAAUUAAAUCCAUACGCAUGGAAUCAUGAGGCCAACAUUCUGUUUCUAGAAUCUCCAGUUGGUGUUGGGUUUUCAUAUUCAAACACAAGCAGUGACUAUAAAAAGAUCGGCGAUGAUUUUACAGCAAGAGACACAUACACCUUUAUCCAAAACUGGUUAGAGAGGUUCCCGGCUUACAGAGAUAACGAUUUCUAUAUAGCGGGCGAGAGCUAUGCAGGAAAGUACAUACCGGAGCUUGCAGAGGUCGUUUAUGACAAGAACAAUGAAAAUUUGUCACUUCAUAUUAAGCUUAAAGGCAUUCUGCUUGGCAAUCCUGAAACUUCGGAAGCCGAAGAUUGGGAAGGAUGGGUGGAUUACGCAUGGAGCCAUGCAGUAAUAUCCGACGAGAUGUAUGGAGUCAUAAAAAGAAAUUGCAACUUCAGUAGUAACACAACUUGGGAUGUUAAAGAAUGCAAAGACAACAUAGACGAAGUAAUCAAACAAUAUCACAAAAUUGAUCAGUACAGUCUCUAUACUCCUACAUGUAAUGGAAAUUCAACGCCCAGUUCCUCCCUUGAUUUGACGAGAUUCAGGACUAAUCUUGCCAAUUCCAAAAUGAUGCCGAGGAUGAUGGGAGGAUACGAUCCGUGUUUGGAUGACUAUACGAGGAUAUUCUACAACAGAGCAGACGUCCAGAAAGCUCUUCAUGCAAGUGAUGGUAUUCAUCUCAAGAAUUGGAGCAUUUGCAACGAUGCUAUUUUUCAAAAUUGGACGGAUUCAAAGCCCUCGGUUUUGCCAAUAUAUAAGAAAUUAAUCGCGGGAGGAUUUAGAAUAUGGGUUUACAGCGGCGAUACAGACGGAAGAGUACCCGUACUCGGGACAAGGUACUGCAUAAACAAAUUGGAAUUACCUAUCAAGACGUCGUGGAGGCCAUGGUACCACGAGAAACAGGUUAGUGGAUGGCUUCAAGAAUAUGAAGGUUUAACGUUCGCAACGUUCAAAGGAGCAGGACAUGAUGUGCCAUCCUUCAAACCUAGCGAAUCCCUUUCAUUUUUCUCCGCCUUUCUCAAAGGAGUUCUUCCCGCUUUAUCGCCGUAA